Molecule: messenger RNA, 538 nt
Organism: Zophobas morio
Lineage: Eukaryota; Metazoa; Arthropoda; Insecta; Coleoptera; Tenebrionidae
Product: protein ILRUN-like
Exons: 5
Coding region: 27-425 (132 amino acids)
Source: RefSeq, a predicted model, not a curated record
GUUAUUUUGAGCAGCAAACUUUGAACAUGAAACUAAUUUCAACUACCACAAUCCCGUCUUUCUUGCGUCCAGGCGAAACCUUUCGUCAAACUUGGCGACUCAGUAAUUCAGGCCGUAGUAGCUGGCCCCUCAGAUCUUAUCUGAUACCCGUAAGCGGUUACUUACUAAAAGGCGCCCAGCCAGUGGACGUUCCUAGUCUUUUUCCCGGCAGCGAGUGCGAAAUCGGGCUUAGUUUCUGCUGCCCUUCAACUCCGGGACAAUAUGCUCUUUCCUGGAAGAUGUGGAGCGAAGACAACUGCGUGUAUUUCGGGGAACAGAUUUGGACAGUUGUCAUAGUCAACGAAGUUGCUCCUGCCGAGGAGAAACGAGAAAUGGAUUGUGAAAACCAAGUAGCGAAUUUGGAGGCUGCCUUCUCCCGCUUGUGAGUGCACACGCCUUUACCCGUCGCUUUUCUUCAAACCACCUCUUAAGCUUACCUAAUCCCAAGAUCAGCUUUUUCAUAGGCGUAACUUCCUUUCACACAACCAUUAAAAAAACU